CCCAGACAAUUUCAUUUAAAGGCAUAAUAUACCAUAUACUUUGAAGCUUAAUUUUCUAAUUUUGCUUUACCCACUAAAAUGUUUUCAAACAUAUUUUAUUUUAGGAUUUUUAUUUUGAUAUUGUACAGCUGGAUUUUGUGAUUUCACUGUUAUUUCACAUGCAGCUUGAAUGGGUGUGAACAUCAGCAAAGUGAAAUGGUUCCAGCCAACAGAAUGUGAUCUCCCCUGGCCCUGCCUGGAACAGAUCUAUGUGUCUGGCCCUACAAAUGGCACAUGGUAAAUCCCUUUGCUUCUAGCUCUUAAUUCAUUGCUUUCCCUGUUUCUGAAUAUACUUAUGGCUAAGUUUGUAUUCAAACACUCGAAAGUACCACUUCUCAGUCUGGACACAAUUGCCAAGACUCUAAUUUGGUUCUGGACUUUGGUCAACCUGUGUGCCUUGUUAUUUCACUCCAGCAGUUGGUGAGUAAGGAAAUGACCCUUCAAUUUCCUCUGCUUUGUCAUCUGAUCUCUAAGGUGAUUUAAUUUUCUAAGUAUUUCCAUAUCAUCAGACUCUAUAUUUUAUGGAUUUUACUAAAGUCUAUAAGGAAUUAAAAAGAAUUUUG
Molecule: messenger RNA, 602 nt
Organism: Myotis davidii
Lineage: Eukaryota; Metazoa; Chordata; Mammalia; Chiroptera; Vespertilionidae
Gene: TMEM257
Product: transmembrane protein 257
Source: RefSeq, a predicted model, not a curated record